AAAACUUUUAUGGCGUUACAUUUUAAUACCAAACAUUAAGAACGGUUGGACAGUAAAAAUGCCAAUUGUCUGCAAGUUGGGCAACACAAUUUUUCUCAUUUGUGUGCUUCUAGGUAUAUUUAUCGUAGUUGAGAGCCAGAUGUUUACAUUGACAGGUGCCAAGAAAUGCCACGAUGUGUGUCCCAUGGGCUAUCGUGUAGUAUGUGCCCUGGACGUCAUAGAUGGUUGCCUACGCACUUUUGCCAGCAGUUGUGUGAUGCGAAUGUACAACUGCAAGUAUCAGAGGGAUUAUCGCAUUAUAGCAGAAAGGGCCUGUGAAUUUAUGACCAACGACGAGCUGCAAAUGUUAAAAAUCUAGCGGACGAUUUCGUUAGCUGUGCAGUUCCGGAGUUCACCGCCAGAGAGCGCCAGCAGGACAAUGCGCACGCGUCGUAUACGCAAUGUGGAUGCGAGCGAAAAUCGCCAAUUGUCCUCCGUUGUUUUCCCAGCAAAGCCAUCCUUUUUUACGACAUUGUUAAUGUUUUAAAUAACGAGAAUUAAUAAAGAAAAUAAAUUAAGCUAAAGUGUAAUAAAAAUA
Drosophila gunungcola (fruit fly) is the source of this 577-nucleotide messenger RNA. RefSeq lists its product as uncharacterized. Gene Ontology annotation, molecular function: protein binding. The record is from RefSeq and is a predicted model, not a curated record. Lineage: Eukaryota; Metazoa; Arthropoda; Insecta; Diptera; Drosophilidae. The transcript is spliced from 3 exons. The coding region runs from base 59 to 358 and encodes 99 amino acids.